This is a messenger RNA of Trematosphaeria pertusa, 961 nucleotides long. RefSeq lists its product as uncharacterized. The record is from RefSeq and is a predicted model, not a curated record. NCBI's taxonomy places the organism in Eukaryota, Fungi, Ascomycota, Dothideomycetes, Pleosporales, Trematosphaeriaceae. The coding region runs from base 1 to 933 and encodes 310 amino acids. The transcript has 3 exons.
AUGAUGAAGUACGCUUCGAGCCAACUCGUUCUCAGCCUCGGUGCCUCCGCCAUCGUAGCUCGAGAGCCAGGACAAUGUGUCCAGCUUCGUGCAUCAGGAGGGGUAUCGGGUAUCCUCAGACAGAUCGGUGAUGGCCAGAACAGCAUUGGCGGAGAUAACCCCUUUGGUUGCUACUGCCUAAGCAAUGUGGGCUUCACCGAUUCUUCGGGCCGUGGCUGUAUUCUCACAGCUCCCACCACGCAGCUCCAGUGCGAUAUCGGCGCGAGCCGUACCACUGGUUUUUCGAUCGGAUCUUCCGGAAUGGUUACGUACAACGGCGGCUCUACCUUUUACGCCUGCCCUGUCAAGCCCGACGGCCCGUACAAUGUCUACUCGAAGCCUGUCGCUGGUCAACCAAACUGCGUUAAAAUCACUCUGGGCUCCGCUGGAUCUUGCUACUCUGGAGGCCAACCAAGUACUGCUCCCACGCCUCCACAGUCCAGCGGCAAAGCCAACAACUGCCCAGUCGACCUGAAUGGAAACUACCAAUACCCUCACCUGAUCGUCCCGGUCAACUCUGAGCACCCGAGCCAGGCGUACGGCACCAAUUACUUUGGUAUGGUUAGCAGCACCACGUGCUCGAUCUUCAACUUCGACAUUCCAAGCUCCUACUCUGGCCGCACCUGCACAUUGUUGUUUCUCUGGCCUAAGCACAUUGAGGUCGGGAAGUGCGAUUCUGCCGCUAACGACAAGACGUCUUGGGCCAAUCAACCCGCUUGCUAUGAGCUCGGCAGUUGGAGCAUGACACCUGGAAACUCGUACACACUUAUGUCUAGUUCGUGUGCAGCGAGUCAAAGGGUGGCGUAUAGGAUGUGCGGCAGUAAUGGCAUGUCUCUACGCUACUUCCAGGAUUACAACCCUGCCCCAAUUGGCCUUUACAUUCGGAAGUGCUAAGACGAUAGAUGCUAGUACGCCCUAAGAG